Molecule: messenger RNA, 1797 nt
Organism: Dentiscutata erythropus
Lineage: Eukaryota; Fungi; Glomeromycota; Glomeromycetes; Diversisporales; Gigasporaceae
Source: the annotation of a GenBank genome assembly
AUGGUUGAAGUUCAAAACGUUGCAGAGAGCAUCAAAAAUAUUAAUUCAUUAAAAAUUAACCAUGGCUUGAUUAUAAGUGCUGAAGGAGUACGCCAUUCAAAAUUUUCGGCAUAUUCUCUAAGUUCGCAGCCUAAAGCUAGAAAAUUAAAUAUGCCGCUUGGUAACUCUUUUCAGAUAACGUUAAAAUUUUCUACAAAACAGAGAGAUUCUUUCUUGUUUAAAAAUCAUAUUGAUCACUCUGCUGUUAACUUGAAACAUUGUGACUGGAUAACUGUAAAUCCUAUUGAAAACCCUUUAACAAAUGAGUCACUUGUCAAAGAUGUAUGUUUGAAAAUACAAUGUUCGAAAUUGGAGUUAAUUGUUGAAAAAGAAAAGAUAAAACCUUCUAAAGAAAUGGUUGCCAAAAUAAAAGAAGCUCUGAAUCAUUAUGACCCUUAUAAUGAAUUAAUGGCCGUUUUUGAAACCUACGGAAAAUUUCUUCCUAGAAAAUUUGUUCUUGGGCAUAAAAUACACAGAGUUACUCGUUUAAUUGUGAAUGAGAGUCAUCCAAAUCCUAACUUUAAAGAAGGAGAACAGUUUACCAAUUUUAUGACAGGAAAAUAUCAUGACAUUUUAAGUCAGUGGGAAAAAUACAUAGGCGUAUAUGGUUUUGAUUCGUCUUAUUUUGCAUCUGUUGACAAAAAAUUAAUAAUGAAAGAUGAAAUUGAAAUGUGGAUGAAGACUUGUUUAGAAAGUGAUUAUGAAUCAUUGCAAAUAAUCAGUUGGAAUGAAUUAUAUCCAAUAUAUGAAAUAUUUGACGAGCCUCUUUGUCAAGAAAUUAAAUCUAUUCUUGGAAUAAAUUAUAAGCCAGAAAGUUUUAAUGUAAAAGAAAAGGUGCUAUUUUCUGGAAUAAUUCCAGUUAAUGUCUCACCUUUUUCUUAUCGGGUGAAUUUUCCAGUUUGUUUUAAAUCAAAUGACUACCAACUUUUUGGAAAACUCUUAAAACAAAAUGGUCAACCAAUCGAUAAAGUUAUCAUCAAGUUCAAAUCUAUGGAUAUAUACGGAUUCUAUGCUUUUGUGGAAAGUUUUGACACUAUUGAUGAGCAUAGAGAAUUGCAAAUAGAAUGGAUAUUGAUCGGAAUACCUGCUAAGAUUGGAUUUUUUAAUAUUAAUACACGAAAUAUUCGCAUUUUAAGUUCUAUUAGCACCUCAUUUUCACCAAAACCAAACGAUAAUAAUUGGAAGAUUUUAUUGGAUGUUCAAGAAAUCCUGCCACAAAAUUCAGUCCUUGUUACUUCAUUUAAAUAUUCAUCAAAUUAUGAACGAAAUUUCAAAGUUGAUGACCUAAAUUACUGGUAUAACGAUAAUAAAAUCGAACUUAAUGUUUAUGAUGCUAAUAAUGAAAAUUCAACAUCUUCGCCUAUGGAAAUAUAUGAUUGUGAUGCUGAUAAUGAAAAUUCGACAUCUUCGCCUAUGGAAAUAUAUGAUUCUGAUGAAAAUAAUUUUAAGAAUAGCGAUGUUAAUGACGCUGAACCAAAAUGCUUAAUUCAAUGUUUCAUUCUUUCCUUAGAAAGUCGGGAAAAACUAGCAAUUCAUUUGAACGUUAUAGGCAAAACUAUUGGUCGCGAGGAAGAGAUAACCAUUAAGCUACAAACCGGCAAAAUAACUCCAUUUGAAUCUCAGCCAGAAAAUGCUACGCUGAAGCGUGAAAAUUGUGAAGAAAAAGGUCUUGAUGUAUUUCUACUCAAUAAAAAGCGAGCUAGAGAACUACAUAAAUACUUUUCAACAAAAUUGAUUCAUCUUUUUUUGUUUUCUUAA